This is a messenger RNA of Haemonchus placei, 672 nucleotides long. The record is from the annotation of a GenBank genome assembly. NCBI's taxonomy places the organism in Eukaryota, Metazoa, Nematoda, Chromadorea, Rhabditida, Trichostrongylidae.
AGAGAGCGCUCGACAAUAAAUAAGGUGUUAGGUUUCCAUACUUAUUUUAAUAGGAGUUACAAAGGAUGGCAGCAGCUCAGGGUCAUCGCAGGACUAGUAUACUUUCAAUGCAUUUCCAGGUUUAUCGAGGAGACGGCAAAGACGAUCGAUGAGUUGAAUCGUGAAAAAGAGGAACAUUCAGAAAUUAUUCAACAGAUUAAUCAGGACAAAUGUGAUCUCGAAAAACAAAUGGAUGAUGCCCGAUUCGAACAACGUGAACGUGAAACACAAUUGGCACGGAAAUACGAAACUCUAAUGAAGCUGAUGGAGUCAUCGAAUGAGAAGAUUCGUGAAAGUGGCUUGGGAGAGGAGUCUACAAUACAACCCGAUGACAUUCCCCAUGCUCGCAUACCAAAACUCCCAACACCUCCAGUUCCCUUGCCAACUCCUCAAUGGAAAGGUCUGUCAGGCCUUAUUCCACCGAUGAUGUCCUUGGAUCAAAUGAUGAUGGCCACACAAUUCCGACCACCACAAGCUGUACCAUCCCAUUUGAAGACCACAGAUCAUCAGAGUCCACCGAUGAAGACGUGUCAAUCAUGCUUCCAACAAAUCCAUCGUAACGCGCCAAUUUGUCCAAUGUGCAAAAGUAAAUCACGAAGCAAGAACCCAAAGAAACCAAAGAAAAAGGACUAA